AUGGAUUAUGAUACAGUGUGUAGUAUGAAGGUUGAAGAACUGAAGUCUUAUUUACGUCUUCGUGGCUUGAAAAUAUCUGGAAAGAAAGAAAUUCUUGCAGCUCGAGUCUAUUGUGCAAUGGAAAACAAUGUUACGCCUAUUAAAACAGCUGAAGAGGUGGAGCAUGAUAUACUUACUUAUAAUGGUUGGUUAUCAGAAGAUGAAGGUCUAACUUGUUGGCCAACAUUGUUAUAUCCUGAUAUUUACAAUUAUUUGUUAUUUAACCCUGCUGAAAUUGCAAGUAAAGACUUAAGUGACUACAAAACGUGUAAAGCUUAUAGUUAUUUUAAAUGUGGCUGGCUUGAACCUUUAUUUUACCAUCAAAUAGGAAUAGAGAGUGAAUAUUGCUAUUUAAAAGGGAACUGUAGGAAAUCUGAAAAAAUUAAUGAUCCCUUUCACAAGCUAUGGAUUAUUAUUAAUAAAAAAACUGCUAAAAUAAUUUCAGCACAUUGCACUAGUCUAGCUGGUCUAUCGCAGACAUGUAAUCAUGUUGCUGCAAGCCUCUUUCGAAUAGAGGCUGCUGUUAGAAAUGGUUUGACAAAUGUAGCUUGUACUAGUUCAAAAUCAGAGUGGCUUCCAAAUCGUAGCAUAGUAGCACCAACAAAAAUAUGUGACUUAAAAUUUGAUCGUGAUGAAUUUGGUCAGCGUGGAAGAAAAAAGCGUUCACUAGUAUCAAAUGAAAAGCGUAAUUACAGCCCAUUAGUAAACUGUGAUAUAAAGCUUUUAAAUUUAACAGACAUAGCAAAAGCAAUCGAAACUGUUGCUCCUCAUAGCAUUAUAACUUCUGCUGUACCUAAACCUGAAAUUUAUUAUAUGGAAGAAUUAAUCGUGUUUGAAAAUGUUACCAAACCUACAAUUUUGACCAUGGAUGAUAUUAUUGUUAUAGCGUCUGACUAUGGGUCAAAACACAAAUAA
Messenger RNA from Hydra vulgaris (swiftwater hydra), 954 nucleotides. The record is from RefSeq and is a predicted model, not a curated record. NCBI's taxonomy places the organism in Eukaryota, Metazoa, Cnidaria, Hydrozoa, Anthoathecata, Hydridae.